CUUAAAUACUUUUGAGGAGAUAUGAAAUGCCAUUGGAAUCGUAUUAACGCCCAAUUGUCAAAUGCUAACUAUAUAUAAUACGCAGGUAGUAUGAAUUCAUCUGAUUUUACACUAAGACGUGUCUUGUUAUAUAUAUUCGUGUUAUGUCUGUAUCGCAAAAAUCGAUCUAGCGUGUGUAAACAAUAACAAACGAAUACUGCGAGCUGAUUGGCUGCCCGUCCUGAACUCAGCAUGGUCGAAGGUCAGAGUAUGAUAUUUCGCAGUAAAUUUAAACAUGGAGUCCAUCUUUCAUGAAAAACAAGAGGGCUCCCUGUGUGCUCAGCAUUGCCUUAACAACCUUCUGCAAGGCGAGUAUUUUACCCCCGUUGACCUAUCGUCCAUUGCCCAUCAACUGGAUGAGGAGGAAAGGAUGAGGAUGGCCGAGGGUGGUAUAGGUAGUGAGGAGUACAUAACGUUUUUACAGCAACCAUCUGGUAACAUGGAUGACAGUGGUUUCUUUUCUAUACAAGUUAUCAGCAAUGCGUUAUCAGUGUGGGGUUUGGAGCUGACCCUCUUCAACAGUCGAGAGUACCAGAGGCUUAUGAUAACCCCAAUAAAUGAAAAGGCAUUUAUAUGCAACUACAAGGAGCACUGGUUUACAAUACGAAAACUUGGGCAACAGUGGUUUAAUCUGAAUUCAUUAUUGACUGGACCAGAGCUGAUAUCAGACACAUACCUAGCCCUCUUCCUUGCACAGUUACAGCAAGAAGGGUAUUCCAUAUUUGUGAUCCGAGGAAAUCUCCCAGGGUGUGACGCAGAGCAGAUACUGGGGAUCAUGAAGGUGCAGCAGCAAGAGAGACCAAAGCUGAUUGGAGAGAACGAGGCUCAGUCGAGUAGUGGCAUGGGCAGAUCAUCAGGGCAGGGUAGUGUGCUGGAGACAGGCCCUGGCGUAGAAGAGGAUGAGCUGAGGAAGGCCCUGGCCCUGAGUACACAGGACAUGGAGGUGGAGGAUGAAGAGGCUGACCUUCGCAGGGCCAUACAGCUCAGCAUGCAGGGUAAGGCUAUAUUGGGGCCAGUAAUGAGCGAUAAGUCAAUGUUGAAAAGGGGGCUUGUUGCCAAGACAACAUUGUCAGACCAUGCACCAGGGAGUAUUACAGGGGGAGCACCUCAGAGUGAGAAACUCUCAGCCGAGGAACUGCGAAGGAGGAGACAAGCCUACUUUGACAGACAGUUCCAACAGCUGGCUCAGCCCACUUCACCUAAACAAUCUACAGAAAGCACAGAAUCUGGGAAGAGUGGCACAAAGGAGGAUGCACAAGCCAAACGCAGCCAGUAAGGUGGAGGGAGGUCCAGCAGAAGCCUACGUUGACUACUACCUGCCUUGGCUGGUACCCCCAUCACGGGGAAACCUCAUCCCCUCCUCUAACUCUUCCCAUGAGCGAACAUUAUGGCCGGCCAGAAGGUUGACACGGCUCUCUUGGCUAGUUUGCUGACAGGUUCUAGAGAAGAAAAUAACAACAAUUAAAAAAGCACUAGUCUCAUCUAACACAAGUGACGCUGAGGCCGGGAAGAGGGACGAUGCAGUUAUUUGAAGCCUGUGAUGGCCUUUCUACCACAGCGCCUUCUUUGUCUAAUUUGUGUGUUUUUUUUUCCUACGCAUGUUAUUUUCCUCUGGGAGGGGUCUUAAUGGAGCCUACUUUGCCGAGGUGUGUGUGGUAGAUGGGCACAAUGGUGAGGUGUGUUACAGACAGGAAACCAGGAAUUACCUAGGCUAAUCCUCUAGCCUUCAGUAUGGGAGUGCUACAUGGGACCACUGGUUUGAUAAUGACCAUCAUAGUCUCUUGUCUUCUUUCACUUGGGUCUUGUAAGAGAUCACCAUUUCCCUAAAAAAAAAAAAAAAAAUAGAUUGGUAUCCAGUAGUGAGGUGAAUUCAUUAUUAGCUGUAUUAGUGCAUCAUGAAAAGAAACAUGUUAUAUAAACAGCAUUAUGUAGUGUGGGUUAUUUUAAAGGGCUGACCUGAUUUGCCACAGCUAUUUUAUUAAGCACCCAGGCCACCACCAUGGUUCACAAACUGAUUUGGUUUUUUGAAGUAGUAUAGAUAAACACUUUUAGUAAAAUGA
This is a messenger RNA of Salvelinus sp. IW2-2015, 2099 nucleotides long. RefSeq names its product ataxin-3. NCBI's taxonomy places the organism in Eukaryota, Metazoa, Chordata, Actinopteri, Salmoniformes, Salmonidae. Gene Ontology annotation, cellular component: nucleus. The record is from RefSeq and is a predicted model, not a curated record. Gene Ontology annotation, biological process: protein deubiquitination. Gene Ontology annotation, molecular function: cysteine-type deubiquitinase activity.